AUGAACUGUGGACAAGAGCUACUUAAACUAAACAAAUGCUUCCUGUGUGUGAAGCCAGAACGAGGAAGGGGAGAUCAGAAGGGGAGCGGAGUGUGGACAGCGGGGGAGCAGAGUGUGAACGGCGGGGGAGCGGAUGAGGACGGCGGGGGAGCGGAGUAUGAACGGCAGGGGAGCGGAGUGAGGACGGCGGGGGAGCGGAGUGUGAAAGGCUGGGGAGCGGAGCAGAGUGCGAACAGCGGGGAGCGGAGCAGAGUGCGAACAGCGGGGGAGCGGAGCAGAGUGCGAACAGCGGGGGAGUGGGGCAGAUUGCGAACAGCGGGGGAGCGGGGCAGAUUGCGAACAGCGGGGGAGCGGGGCAGAGUGCGAACAGCGGGGGAGCGGGGCAGAGUGCGAACAGCGGGGGAGCGGGCAGAGUGCGAACAGCGGGGCAGAGUGCGAACAGCGGGGGAGCGGGCAGAGUGCGAACUGCGGGGGAGCGUGGCAGAGUGCGAACUGCGGGGGAGCGGGGCAGAGUGCGAACUGCGGGGGAGCGGGGCAGAGUGCGAACAGCGGGGGAGCGGGGCAGAGUGCGAACAGCGGGGGAGCGGGGCAGAGUGUGAACAGCGGGGCAGAGUGCGAACAGCGGGGGAGCGGGGCAGAGUGCGAACAGCGGGGCAGAGUGCGAACAGCGGGGGAGUGGGGCAGAGUGCGAACUGCGGGGGAGCGUGGCAGAGUGCGAACAGCGGGGGAGCGUGGCAGAGUGCGAACAGCGGGGGAGCGGGCAGAGUGCGAACAGCGGGGGAGCGGGGCAGAGUGCGAACAGCGGGGGAGCGGGGCAGAGUGCGAAAAUCGGGGGAGCGGGGCAGAGUGCGAACAGCGGGGGAGCGGGGCAGAGUGCGAACAGCGGGGGAGCGGGGCAGAGUGCGAACAGCGGGGGAGCAGGGCAGAGUGCGAAAAUCGGGGGGAGCGGGGGCAGAGUGUGAACAGCGGGCAGAGGGGCAGAGUGCGAACAGCGGGGGAGCGGAGCAGAGUGCGAACAGCGGGGGAGCGGAGCAGAGUGCGAACAGCGGGGGAGCGGGGCAGAGUGCGAACAGCAGGGGGAGCGGGGCAGAGUGCGAAAAUCGGGGGAGCGGGGCAGAGUGUGAACAGCGGGGGAGCGGGGCAGAGGGGCAGAGUGCGAACAGCGGGGGAGCGGAGCAGAGUGCGAAAAGCGGGGGAGCGGAGCAGAGUGCGAACAGCGGGGGAGCGGAGCAGAGUGCGAACAGCGGGGGAGCGGAGCAGAGUGCGAAAAGCGGGGGAGCGGAGCAGAGUGGCGAACAGCGGGGGAGCGAAGCAGAGUGCGAACAGCGGGGGAGCGGAGCAGAGUGCGAACAGCGGAGGAGCGGAGCAGAGUGCGAACAGCUGGGAGCGGAGCAGAGUGCGAACAGCUGGGAGCGGAGCAGAGUGCGAACAGCGGGGGAGCAGGGCAGAGUGCGAACAGCGGGGGAGCGGGGCAGAGUGCGAACAGCGGGGGAGCGUGGCAGAGUGCGAACUGCGGGGGAGCGUGGCAGAGUGCGAACAGCGGGGGAGCGGAGCAGAGUGCGAACAGCGGGGGAGCGGGGCAGAGUGCGAACAGCAGGGGGAGUGGGGCAGAGUGCGAAAAUCGGGGGAGCGGGGCAGAGUCUGAACAGCGGGGGAGCGGGGCAGAGGGGCAGAGUGCGAACAGCGGGGGAGCGGAGCAGAGUGCGAACAGCGGGGGAGCGGAGCAGAGUGCGAACAGCGGGGGAGCGGAGCAGAGUGCGAACAGCGGGGGAGCGGAGCAGAGUGCGAACAGCGGGGGAGCGGAGCAGAGUGCGAACAGCGGGGGAGCGGAGCAGAGUGCGAACAGCGGGGGAGCGGCGCAGAGUGCGAACAGCGGGGGAGCGGAGCAGAGUGCGAACAGCGGAGGAGCGGAGCAGAGUGCGAACAGCGGGGAGCGGAGCAGAGUGCGAACAGCGGGGGAGCGGGGCAGAGUGCGAACUGCGGGGGAGCGGGGCAGAGUGCGAACAGCGGGGGAGCGGGGCAGAGUGCGAACAGCGGGGGAGCGGGGCAGAGUGCGAACAGCGGGGGAGCGGGGCAGAGUGCGAACAGCGGGGGAGCGGGGCAGAGUGCGAACAGCGGGGGAGCGGGGCAGAGUGCGAACAGCGGGGGAGCGGGGCAGAGUGCGAACUGCGGGGGAGCGGGGCAGAGUGCGAACUGCGGGGGAGCGGGGCAGAGUGCGAACUGCGGGGGAGCGGGGCAGAGUGCGAACUGCGGGGGAGCGGGGCAGAGUGCGAACAGCGGGGGAGCGGGGCAGAGUGCGAACUGCGGGGGAGCGUGGCAGAGUGCGAACAGCGGGGGAGCGUGGCAGAGUGCGAACAGCGGGGGAGCGGGGCAGAGUGCAAACAGCGGGGGAGCGGGGCAGAGUGCAAACAGCGGGGGAGCGGGGCAGAGUGCAAACAGCGGGGGAGCGGGGCAGAGUGCAAACAGCGGGGGAGCGGGGCAGAGUGUGAACAGGGAAGUCCAGAAGGUGAGCAGUGA
Messenger RNA from Bufo gargarizans (Asiatic toad), 2517 nucleotides. RefSeq lists its product as uncharacterized. The transcript has 3 exons. The coding region runs from base 1 to 2517 and encodes 838 amino acids. Lineage: Eukaryota; Metazoa; Chordata; Amphibia; Anura; Bufonidae. The record is from RefSeq and is a predicted model, not a curated record.